GAGAGAGAGAGAAGUGAAGAGCGAGAGAGAGAGAGAGAGAGAGAGAGAGAGAGAGAGAGAGAGCUAUGUCGGUGUUGAUGGUAACAAGCGUGGGCGACAUCGUCGUCGACCUCCACACGGAUCGGUGCCCUCUCACAACCAAAAACUUCCUCAAGCUCUGCAAGAUGAAGUAUUAUAAUGGUUGCCUCUUCCACAAGGUGGAGAAGGAUUUUUUGGCGCAAACCGGAGACCCGACGGGGACCGGAACCGGUGGCGAUUCAAUCUACAAGUUCUUGUACGGCGAGCAGGCGCGGUUUUUCGACGACGAAAUCCGUCCCGAGUUGAAGCACUCGAAAACUGGGACGGUCGCAAUGGCGAGCGCCGGCGAGAAUUGCAAUGCUUCUCAGUUCUACUUCACCCUGAGAGACGACCUCGACUAUCUUGACGGAAAACACACAGUGUUUGGGACUGUUGAAGAAAAAGAAGGCUUGGAAACCUUGGCAAAGAUAAAUGAUACCUACGUUGAUGAUAAAGGAAGACCAUUUAAGGACAUCCGAAUCAAACAUACCUACAUUUUGGAUGAUCCUUUUGAUGAUCCGCCUCAGCUUGCUGAAUUUAUUCCUGAGAACUCCCCUGAGGGCAAACCACGUGAUGAGGUAGCAGAAGAGCGAUUAGAGGAUAACUGGGUCCCGUUGGAUGAGACGUUAGGUGCAACUGAGCUUGAGGAGAAGCUUCGUUCUAAAGAGGCUCAUACUAAUGCAGCUAUUCUUGAGAGUAUAGGUGAUAUUCCAGAUGCUGAUAUGAAGCCGCCGGACAAUGUCUUAUUUGUUUGUAAACUCAACCCAGUUACACAAGAUGAAGAUUUGUAUACAAUCUUUUCUCGUUUUGGAAAUGUCACAUCAGCUGAAAUAAUUCGUGAUUACAAGACUGGAGAUAGCUUAUGCUAUGCUUUUAUUGAAUUUGAGACACAGGAGGCCUGUGAACGGGCAUAUUUCAAGAUGGACAACACUUUGAUUGAUGACCGAAGGAUACAUGUAGAUUUCAGUCAGAGUGUUGCGAAACUUUGGGGCCAAUAUAGACACGGCAAAAGAAGCAAUGGAAGUAAAGAGGGAUGCUUCAAAUGUGGGGCAACUGAUCACAUUGCCAAGGACUGUGACCAGGGCCCAGAUAGCAAAUCUGGGGUUCCAAAAUAUGUUCUCAAAGAUGACAACACUCAGCGUGGAGGAGACGAUCGGCGAAGGUAUGAUAUGGUAUUCGACGAGGAUAACAUGGAUGACAUCGAUGGCAAAGAACGCGAAAGACAAGAUCAAAUGAAGAAGAGAAAAACAGAGAGAGGUUCGCUUGGCGGUCAUGAGCAUAAACGUGAUAAAGAUGAUGAGAGGGGUCGAGGAAGUAGGAGGCAUGAUGAUAGCCAACAUGAGAAAUAUGAAGACCGAGAGCGGCGAAGAUACCAUGAAAGUAGUAGAGACAGAGGCGAUGAUAGAGAUUACAGGAGGAGAUCAGAUAAUAGUCGAAGUGAGAAGGAUGCAUCAGACAGUGAUCGACAUAGGAGAGACGAGGGAGAUCAUAGAAAGAGUGACCGGCACAGGAGAGACGAGGGCGACUAUAGAAAGAGAAGCGGGGAUGGCGAUAAGUAUAAGAGAGAUGAUGGGUACCACCAUGAAAGGAGAAGUAGAGAUGUUGAUGACAAGUCCUACAGGCAAAGAAGGCACAUGGAUAGAAGAUAAUGUAACUCAUGAAAGGUGUGUAAUACUGAGCUUGUUUUGUAGCCUUGUAGUUUUUGUGUACACUCUCCCAUGAUUUGUUUUCUAGCGAAUGAGAUGAUUGAGAAUUUUUGCAACUAAUUCAGUUAAUCUGAAUGUAAGACGAAGUGAAAUUUCGUGCAGAAUUUGUUUUCCUUUCA
Molecule: messenger RNA, 1882 nt
Organism: Ananas comosus (pineapple)
Lineage: Eukaryota; Viridiplantae; Streptophyta; Magnoliopsida; Poales; Bromeliaceae
Product: peptidyl-prolyl cis-trans isomerase CYP59
Exons: 14
Coding region: 66-1706 (546 amino acids)
Biological process (GO): protein peptidyl-prolyl isomerization
Cellular component (GO): nucleus
Molecular function (GO): peptidyl-prolyl cis-trans isomerase activity; RNA binding; zinc ion binding
Source: RefSeq, a predicted model, not a curated record